Messenger RNA from Lasiodiplodia theobromae, 897 nucleotides. Its product is annotated as Riboflavin biosynthesis protein. Gene Ontology annotation, biological process: riboflavin biosynthetic process. The record is from RefSeq and is a predicted model, not a curated record. Lineage: Eukaryota; Fungi; Ascomycota; Dothideomycetes; Botryosphaeriales; Botryosphaeriaceae. The coding region runs from base 1 to 897 and encodes 298 amino acids. The transcript has a single exon. Gene Ontology annotation, molecular function: 5-amino-6-(5-phosphoribosylamino)uracil reductase activity.
AUGUCGUCAGCCGCCGCCGCCCCCCCGCAACAACAAAAAGUGCGCGACGCCCUACACUUCCCAGCCGCCGACGCCGCAGCUCUCGAACCGUACCUUCCACCACUGUCCCUCUCAUCCUCCACCGACCCUCAUCGUCCUCGCCGCCAUCGUCCCUUCGUCACCCUCACCUUCGCCACCUCCCUCGACAGCGCCCUCUCGCUCGCCCCGGGCACGCAGACGGCCCUGUCGGGCCCGGCGUCCAAGGCCAUGACGCACCACCUGCGCUCGCGGCACGCCGCCAUCCUGGUCGGCGCGGGCACCGCCGUCGCCGACGACCCGUCGCUCAACUGCCGCAUCGCGGGCGUCGGCGGGUAUGGUGGUUCUGUCGAUGAGCCGUUGCGCGGGCAGCCGAGGCCGGUGGUGGUGGAUCCGAGGGCGAGGUGGGAUUGGGGCGGUGGUGAAGGGAGCAAUAAGCCGUUGGCGAAGGUGUUGAGGUUGGCGGGGGAGGGGAGGGGGAGGGCGCCAUGGGUGGUUGUGGCGGAGGGGGAGAAGGUGGGAGGGGAGAGGCGGAAGGUGUUGGAGGGGUGUGGGGGGAGGGUUUUGGAGGUGCGGACCGGGGAGGAUGGGAGGAUGGAGUGGGGGGAUGUGUUGGGGCGGUUGGCUGGGGAGGGGAUUGAGAGCGUGAUGAUUGAGGGUGGGGCGGGGGUGAUAAAUAAGUUGCUGGAGCCGCAGAAUGUGGAGCUGGUGGACUCGGUCAUCGUCACUAUUGCGCCUACGUGGUUGGGGCAGGGUGGCGUGGUGGUGUCACCGCCGAGGAGGGUGGAUGAGGAGGGCAGGCCAGUGACGGCGGCCAGGCUGAAGGAGGUCAAGUGGUGUCCUCUAGGUGAGGAUGUGGUGCUGUGUGGAAGGCUGCAGUAA